Molecule: messenger RNA, 1801 nt
Organism: Dioscorea cayenensis subsp. rotundata (Guinea yam)
Lineage: Eukaryota; Viridiplantae; Streptophyta; Magnoliopsida; Dioscoreales; Dioscoreaceae
Product: junctophilin-1-like
Exons: 3
Coding region: 102-1352 (416 amino acids)
Source: RefSeq, a predicted model, not a curated record
CAUCAGCAAAAGAGUCAUCAUCAUCAUCAUCAUCAUCUUCAUCUCAUGCCAUCCUUUGUUGUUCUAAUGCCGCCAUUAUCCUCCUUCUUCUCCUUCUUCAGAUGCAUCAUCUCAAGCUUUCAGAACCCCAGAUCCGAAAACCCAGCAUCUCUCCUUCCAUCAUGACUCCUCUUUCUCCCCCUUCUCCUUCUCCUCUCCCUCUCCUCCCCCACCACCACCACCACCGUCGCCGCCGCCUCCUCCUCCUUCUCCUCCUCCUUUCUUUUCCCAUCCUCUACCUCCUUUUCUACUCCUCUUCCUCUUCCCUUCUCUUCGACCUCCUCUCCGCUCUCGCCCUCUCCUCCGCUGCUCUCCUUGUCUUCUCCGUCUCCCUCCCUCUUUUCCCCUCUAUCCCCUCUCUUCGCCUUCUUCUCUCCCGCUCCUCCGCCGCCUCGCUCCUCCCCAUCCACCGCUCCCGCCACCGCCGCCGCAGCUCACCUCCCCCUGUCCUCUGGUCCAUCGGCAGCGAAAAACCCUCCCGCGAUUCCUCUGACGCUAAGCGCCACUCCUCAGGCUCCUUCGUCCAGGCCUACAGUAACGGCGACGUCUAUGAGGGCGAGGUUCAUAAGGGCAAGUGCUCCGGUAGCGGCGUCUACUACUACUACAUGAGUGGCCGCUAUGAGGGCAAUUGGGUUGACGAUAAGUAUGAUGGUUAUGGCGUCGAGACUUGGGCUCGCGGGAGCCGGUAUCGCGGCCAGUACCGCCAGGGCCUCCGCCAUGGUUUUGGGGUCUAUCGGUUCUACACUGGCGAUGUGUAUGCUGGAGAGUGGUCCAAUGGGCAGAGCCAUGGUGUUGGCGUGCAUACUUGUGAGGAUGGGAGUCGCUAUGUUGGGGAGUUCAAGUGGGGUGUCAAGCAUGGCCUUGGCCACUAUCAUUUCAGAAAUGGGGACACCUAUGCUGGAGAGUAUUUUGCAGAUAAAAUGCACGGGUUUGGAGUCUAUAGUUUUGCAAAUGGGCAUCGAUAUGAGGGUGCCUGGCAUGAAGGAAGGAGGCAAGGCCUAGGGAUGUACACCUUCAGAAAUGGAGAAACGCAGUCCGGUCACUGGCAAAACGGUGUUCUUGAUACUUUGAGCACUCAGAACUCCCUUCCUGGCUCACCAAUUGCUGUGAAUCAUUCAAGAGUACUCAACACUGUGCAGGAAGCACGACGGGCAGCAGGGAAAGCAUAUGAUGUACCCAGGGUUGAUGACAGGGUAAACAAAGCUGUGGCAGCCGCGAACCAAUCUGCCAAUGCAGCAAGAGUUGCAGCUGUGAAAGCUGUUCAAAAGCGAGUCCCGAAUAAUGGUGAUGACUUUCCGACUCCAAUCGUGUGACUAAAACAGUUUUCCCUUUUAUGCAACAGCAUUAGACAUCUUCUCUAAGAGUAAUCAUAAUCCAAGAGAGCAGCAUAGAAUUCUCCGGCAUAAUUGCAGUAUAGCAACGGACCUUGUUGUUUUCUCUUAAGCUCUUUUACAGAUAGUUUUACAUAAAGGAGUGCUGUCUUUUGUCGCUCUCGGGUUGUCGAAGAAGACAACGGAUCGAGUGGCAUUGUUUGUUUUUCGUGGUUGUUCUUUUCUUUAUAUUUUUCUAAUUUUGUUUUCUCUAAAUGUAACAUGUAAAUAUGUUUUGAGUGAUCAUUCUGAGGUGAAAGUGCCACUGAGGUGAAAUAGCAGGGUCUCUCCUCUAAUCUGUAAAGUGUUUCUGUAAGUCAAUUUGGUGUUGUAUGUGAAAAUGGAAACAGUUUAUUAGUAUCAAUCAUCAUUAAUCGCAUGAUUUUUCUUUC